AUGUCCCUAACCGAGACCUGGUCGUUGCCUGCCUCGAUAGCCUCCACGUUCGACCAGGUCGCCUUCGCGGCCGCCGAUGAGCAAGAGGUCAACCACCCGGGCCUUUCGUCGUCUUUCAGGACGACGUCGCCGUUUUCACUCGCUCCGGCGCCGACGCCGUGUAUACCCACGCCGCCCUCAAGCGCAAAGUCCCCUUCACCAGGCCCCCGGAUGACGCGCAAGCGCAAGAUGCCUCUCUCAACUUCGGCCCUACCGAACCCCAAAGAGCUCAGCGAGGAAGACGACUGGACCCGCGUGAAGGACCCCAAGGAGAAGAAGCGAAUCCAGAACAGAGUCGCGCAGAGGACGUACCGGCAUCGCAUGAAAGCUAAACUUGACGAGCUCCAAGCACGGGUCAAUACCCACGAGCGGCUUCAGCUUCACCACUCGACGUGCCAUCAUGGCUCUCAUGGCGGAAACAUGGUCGUGCCAACAUUCAAUGGCGACGCUUGCAUGUCUAGCAAUCACUCGCCAGCUGUUGGGCUAUCUGAGCCCGAGCACUCGCCUUCGCCAAGUGCGGGCCACGCGGCAACGGCACAGAGGCUUCCAAUGCAUUCAAAUAUCUAUCGCGAGAAUUCUCUAGACGAUCCAGCCGAUCCAGCAUUGUAUCCGCCGGCUUUCUCCUUUCCUAGCAGUCCAAGGGGGCUUCAGCAAUUCUUGGCGCAGCAAUCAUCGUCACAUCCUCAUGGCCUACUCUCUCCUCCCGAUCAUUACCAACAAGAUGGUCUGUCUGGAGUCAUGCCCGAAAGCAUUCCAGGCGACUGCCUGGCUUAUCGGCAGCAACUGUUGAGCGAUAAACUAGAUCACGCCCAACCUAGUGCUGCAUAUGAGUAUCCGCCUGCCCACGGUGUUUCUGGAGUCAAGAAUGAGAUGGGCCAGGUGGCGCAGGCACAGCAGGGCAUCAAUCUUUUCGAAUCCACCCACCCCGUUGGCGUGGACUUUGCCUUCCACGACCCUGUGCACGACACUUGGAGAGCCAAAGAUAUAGACUCUAGCCUCUCUGGUAAUUCAGAAGAUGCGAUGAGCUAUCCAAGUCUCCGCGGCGCUCUGCCGCUGCCUCAUGGGACCGCGACAGUGGCCAACACUGAUGCGACGGCCAAUACCUUCCGCCCCGUUCCGCCGCCGAUCAACGCGAACGCGUCACUCGACGAAAAGAUUUCUGGCAUCAUGAAGCAAGUAGAGGCCGCCGGAUUCGAGAAUUUCGACGAGUUCGUCACGGCCUACUAUCGGGACACAUGCACGGCGACACCGUCGCUGGCCAACGAGCAGCGUCUCAGCCGCAACAGUAGGCUGCCAGAAGUCAUUCACGAAGUUGUUCAGGCGGCCAAAGGAUGGACGGCCUGGGAGCGCUACGGCUUGCAAGACGAAAUUCUGAAGACGGCGGGGGCAAUGCUCGUGGAGGAGAGGGCGAGCGCGGGUAGUAGCCUGUUCCCGCAUGUGUUGCCACUGGUUGAGAGUGCGGAUGGAACGGUACCCGCAAACGCCGGAGAGACGUUGCUGGGGCUGAAGAGGGCGGUUCAGCAUGAGCUCCCCAGGUCGUGGUCCUUGGCUAUGUCCCUGACGGCGGACGAAACGUCAUCGUGGCAGCGAGACAGGUCUAGUACGGCGCUGGCCAGCAUUCUCUUAGUGCAGUUCUCUGGACGCAUCCCCGACGAGCAGUUGCUACAGCUCAUCAGGUCGUGCUUAUGA
This is a messenger RNA of Purpureocillium takamizusanense, 1728 nucleotides long. RefSeq lists its product as uncharacterized. Gene Ontology annotation, molecular function: DNA-binding transcription factor activity. The record is from RefSeq and is a predicted model, not a curated record. The transcript is spliced from 4 exons. Bases 1 to 1728 code for a protein of 575 amino acids. Gene Ontology annotation, biological process: regulation of DNA-templated transcription. NCBI's taxonomy places the organism in Eukaryota, Fungi, Ascomycota, Sordariomycetes, Hypocreales, Ophiocordycipitaceae.